UGGCGAGAUGUAGACAAAUCAAAGAGUAAAACGUGUGACCCGACCCAAGCAAGCAAAGCAAGCGACUCUUCUCUCUCAUUUUGAAAUUCACCUGCAAAUCGCACAAGUCGUGUGAGACGGCCGCGUAGCAUCUUUCGUCAUCCAUUACCUCUCUCUCUUUAUUACCAAUAACCAAUCCGCGAUUGAUUCUGAACGGAACUAGAAUUCUCUUCCGAUUUGGCGGAGAAAAAAAUAAUAUAUGGAGUCGGACAAUGGCAAGGGGUUGAUACUAGCAGUUGCGUCAAGUGCCUUCAUUGGCUCCAGCUUCAUCUUGAAGAAGAAAGGUCUCAAGCGUGCUGCUUCCAAUGGCACCCGUGCAGGGUAUGGAGGUUAUACAUACUUACUCGAGCCUCUUUGGUGGGCCGGCAUGAUCACUAUGAUUGUUGGAGAAGCUGCGAACUUUGUUGCCUACAUUUAUGCACCAGCCGUACUUGUCACUCCUCUCGGUGCUUUGAGUAUAAUCAUCAGUGCUGUUUUGGCGCAUUUCCUGUUGAAAGAGAAACUAAAGAAAAUGGGGGUUCUUGGAUGUGUUUCUUGCAUCGUCGGCUCCGUUGUCAUUGUCAUCCACGCUCCUAAAGAGCAGACUCCUGACUCCGUCCAAGAGAUUUGGAAUCUGGCUACUCAGCCAGCUUUUCUAGUUUACGUAGCCAUAACAAUGUCGAUUGUCCUUGCUUUGAUUCUGCACUUUGAACCUCUCUGCGGCCAAACAAACAUUCUGGUUUAUAUUGGUAUCUGUUCAUUAAUGGGUGCUCUCACUGUUAUGAGCAUAAAGGCCAUUGGGAUUGCGAUAAAGUUAACAAUGGAAGGAGUAAACCAGAUUUGGUAUCCGCAGACAUGGGUUUUUUUCAUGGUUGCAGCAACAUGUGUCGUUACACAAUUAAUUUAUCUCAACAAGGCGUUGGAUACAUUCAAUGCAGCAAUUGUCUCUCCCGUUUACUAUGUAAUGUUCACAACCCUCACAAUCGUUGCUAGUGCUAUUAUGUUCAAGGACUGGUCUGGGCAAGAUGCAGCCAGCAUAGCCUCUGAGAUAUGUGGAUUCAUCACUGUGCUCACAGGCACAAUGAUACUUCAUGGGACCAAGGAAGAGGAACAGCAAGCUUCUUCAGAUUUGAUAUUUGGGUCUUCAGAAACAGUAAGAUGGUACGAGUCAAGAAAGGGUAGGAAUGAAGAACACCUGAUAACCCUGUACAGCCCUGAAUACUAGAAAGAAGGUGCCUCCUGGAAUGACAUGAUGAUAUGUUAGUUUUGUAUUGUUUUUGUGAGUAUUCUUCUUUGUACAGACAAAAUUUGGUCUAAUUGAAAUUCCGCACAUUCUUUA
Raphanus sativus (radish) is the source of this 1357-nucleotide messenger RNA. RefSeq names its product probable magnesium transporter NIPA6. Lineage: Eukaryota; Viridiplantae; Streptophyta; Magnoliopsida; Brassicales; Brassicaceae. Gene Ontology annotation, biological process: magnesium ion transport. The transcript has 8 exons. Gene Ontology annotation, molecular function: magnesium ion transmembrane transporter activity. The record is from RefSeq and is a predicted model, not a curated record. Bases 239 to 1243 code for a protein of 334 amino acids. Gene Ontology annotation, cellular component: membrane.